Molecule: messenger RNA, 3997 nt
Organism: Vespula pensylvanica (western yellowjacket)
Lineage: Eukaryota; Metazoa; Arthropoda; Insecta; Hymenoptera; Vespidae
Product: solute carrier family 2, facilitated glucose transporter member 1-like
Exons: 5
Coding region: 820-2253 (477 amino acids)
Biological process (GO): monosaccharide transmembrane transport
Cellular component (GO): membrane
Molecular function (GO): hexose transmembrane transporter activity
Source: RefSeq, a predicted model, not a curated record
AUCUGUAAUAUAAAUGUAAAUAAUGUUGAUUGGAAGAAACGUUAUUACUGACUUGUAUCAUCAGUUGGCGAUUACCAUUUGAGUAUAUUCAUAUAAAAUGAUAUAGAUAUGUAUAUGAGAGAAGUAAUGCGUAUAUUAAGUUCGUAACACACGUGAAUCCCAUUCUCAUUGAUUAGCUAAUCGUUAAAUUAGUGCGAUGAAAUGAAAUUAGUAUCGUUUAGAGAAAGAAUGUCGUAAGGAAAUUAAUAAACGUCGCUGCUACGCUGUUGCUAGUUUUAUUAGCGUAUGGGUUCGAUCUUCAGUAUUUAUAAUGAACAUUUACCUGUGUGUGUGUGUAUUAUAUAUAUAUGUAUAUAUAUAUAUAUAUAUCCACACACAAGUUCAUAUUAUUCAAGGAUCAUAUAAGGCCAUUAUACACGUGCACUGAUGAGAGAUCGGUAAAUAGAAGUAUAAUGUUUUAAACCUGUGUUAGUGUUAAUUUUUACGUAUCAUCGUUGUUUGUGUUAGUAUGUAGGCCAAGCUGGUAUAAGAAUGCAGACGGGGGUACCGACCCGUCAGUCUUUGACACAUAUUUCAAUCUAGUGGAGAAGGAAACGCUCUCGUGUGCGCGACGAAAAGUGACGUUGUAACACAUUAAUAAAGAAAAAGAAGUUGCGCGUGUAAGCAUUUAAAUAUACCGAGCGCUCAGUAUUACACAGAAAAAACUAUCAGAUUACAUGAAGAUAUUAAUAUUUCAUUAAUCGCGGAAUAGAGGUGUUUUAUUUCGAAGCUGAAAUUAUAACGAACUAUUUUGCAUUGGAUCGUUCUAUAUCAAUUAAAAUGCGACAGCUUACGAAAACGGGUCUCAAUAUUCGAUUAAUUUUUGCGAUCACAGCUGCUGUACUGGGAUCAUCGUUUCAACAUGGAUACAAUACUGGUGUGGUUAAUGCUCCUCAAGAGCUUAUUGAAAACUGGAUUAGCGAAGUGAAAAUGAAUCGGACUGGAAUUCCAACGAGUCAAUCCGAAGUAACUGUGAUAUGGUCAAUAACAGUAUCGAUAUUUUGCGUUGGUGGUAUGAUAGGUGGUUCAUUGGUGGGUACAAUCGCUAAUCGGUUUGGUAGAAAAGGAGGUUUGUUGUUGAAUAACAUACUCGUCCUAUUAACUGUCCUACUCGAGGGAUUCGCCAGAAUGGCGAAAUGUUACGAGAUGUUAAUAAUUGGAAGAUUAUUGAUCGGUAUCAAUUCAGGAUUGAACGCAGGAUUGGCACCUAUGUAUUUGUCUGAAAUAUCACCUGUUAAUUUAAGAGGUGCAGUAGGAACGGUUUAUCAGCUUGUCAUCACAAUUUCAAUCCUGAUAGCACAAAUUCUUGGAUUAGAAAAAGUAAUAGGAACGGAAGAUCAUUGGCCUCUUUUGUUUUGUUUAACUGGAGUGCCAGCAUUGUUCCAAGUCAUUACUCUACCACUCUGUCCUGAAACACCAAAAUAUUUGUUGAUUAACAAAGGAAAAGAUAUGCAAGCGCAGAGAGCUUUAACUUGGUUACGUGAUACCAUCGAAGUUCACGACGAGAUGGAAGAGAUGCGAUCGGAAUACGAAUCAAUGAAACUCAUAUCGAAGGUUACGAUGAAAGAACUCUUAGUAAAUUCCAGUCUUAGGAUUCCGCUGAUAAUAGCUGUCAUGGUGAUGCUUGCGCAACAAUUUUCUGGCAUCAAUGCCGUUAUGUUCUACUCGACGAAGAUCUUCAGGACAGCACAACUUAGCCAGUCUGCUGCUCAGAAUGCUACGAUGGGAGUUGGUGCAAUGAAUGUUCUCAUGACGUUAGUUUCGUUGAUUUUGGUUGAAAGAGCGGGAAGGAAAACGUUACUUCUGGUUGGUUUCUCCGGCAUGUGCAUAGACACGAUUUUAUUAACUAUUUCUCUUGCAUUUUCUGACACAUCCGACGUAGCUGCUUACUUCUCCGUAAUAUGCGUCAUUCUAUUUGUAGUAUUGUUCGCAAUAGGUCCUGGAAGCAUUCCUUGGUUUUUGGUGUCUGAAUUAUUUAAUCAGUCGGCACGACCUGUAGCUACUUCUGUAGCCAUUGCUGUUAAUUGGACAGCUAACUUUGUCGUUAGUAUUGGAUUUCUUCCUCUCCAAGAAGCACUUGGUGCUUACGUGUUUAUAAUUUUUGCAGCGUUACAAGGAUUCUUUACUUGUUUCAUUUUUAAGAAAGUACCAGAAACUAAAAAUAAAACAAUAGAGGAAAUUACUAGUAUGUUUAGGCAAAUAUCCUAUCAGUGAGAGGAUAAUACAUAUCUUUAGAUAGAGAUUCAUCAGUGAAAAAAUUUAAUGUGCCGAACUAACGCAGAUGUAGAUCCUACGGGAGAACAUGCAUCUGACAGAUUAGUAAUAUUGUGUUAAUUGUUUACAUCAUUUUCAUAUUUUCGAUUAUUAUUUCAUAUUCGAUUUUCCAUUUCGUAUUAUUACAUCUACGAUGAACAAACAUGACAAAAAAAGAUGUACAUUAAAAGUUGUACAUAAAAUUUGAUACAUAACAGUUAACAAAAUUAUAUCAUUGUAUAUCGUCCUAUAAAAAAUAACUUGUUUUAAACGUACAAUUAUACUGACAAUAUUCAUUUUUUACGUGUCAUAUAAAAGCGCAUCAAUUAAUAUAUCGUUAGAUCGCGCACAUUUUUAUAAGAUACUAUUCUUUUGCUUUUAAGAUUAUAAAAUUUUUAAUGAAACUUUAAUUUAGUUCCUAUUAUUCCUGGGACUGUAUCAGUAGAAAACAGAUCAUCAGAUAUUGUGUAGGAGACUCGAUUAAUAUAAAAUUAUAAUAGAGUCCUUCCAAAUAGUAAUCUGUUUUUACAAGAAGAUACCCAAAUAUGCAAAUGAAUUUUUGUGCCUGCAAAGAAUUAUAAUUCUAGUCAUGAGAAGACAUUUGUUUAAUAUUAAAUACAAAUAGCUAAAGGGGUCUUUCUUCGGGGAAAAACAAACAAUUACAAAACCUCUUAUUACAAAACCCUGUCUUUUGUGUAUUUUUUAUGAGAUGAGUUUUCAAGAUUGAGAUUAUCGUUCUAAAAAAGUGGUAGAGUACAUUUAAUCGUUAGAUGUUAAGAAAAUUGCUACUGAAAAGAUGGAAAGAUUUUUUGCCUUUAAAGUAGAUUAUUGCAGUAGGUGUGAUAUUGAUGAUUUAUAUAAUCUGAAAUAUAAUACAAAAAAGUAUACAUAUUUUAUUAUAAUAAUCUUAAAUGUUUUAUCAAAUAAAAAGAAAGAUUGACAAGAAUUGUAAAUAUGGAUGUAGAUGUAUAGCAAGAUUAUCAUAACUAUAAAUGGCAUAGAAUAGAAAAUAAUUAUAUUUAUGUAUGCAUGUAGUUUACUAAUGGUUAAAAAAAUUUAUCCACAAGCAUAAUUAUGUUCGUAAUCUGUACACAAUCGUUAUUCUAAUGACAUUUAUAUAUAUUAAAUGCAUAUACCAAGCAUAUUUCAUUGAAAGCUAAUCAUUUUGGCAAUUAAAUGUAAGAAUAGCAUAUGAAUACAUAUUUUUUUAGAUGUAUUUAUAAACUCAAAUAAUACUCAGAUAUAAAAUCAUUUAUAAUAUCGAUACAACGAAGAAUGUUAAGAAUUUAAAAGUGUGUGUACAUGAUUGCAACAUGCGUUAAAACAAAGAAAAUAUGUAAGUUACAAUAUAUCUGACUUUAAUUUAUGAAUUCUGCACAAAGGUAUUUUUAUUGUCAUAACUCUCACUGAUAUAUCUCUUGGAAAAUAUAUUACAGAACAAAAUUUCUUCAUUCAUACUUACAAUUUAAACAUGCAUAUUUGCAUUUAAUGGAACUCCUAUUGUAGAUACAAUAUUACGUUUAAUUUAUACAAUAGUCGGCGUAUCUUGUGGACUACUAUGUAAAAUAAAAUAAAUGUUGGAACAUCUUACAAUCGUAAUGCAAGUCAGUGAGAAAUUUAAUUUAUGUAUAUAAAGUAUUCUAAAAAGUUUAUGAUCGUGAUACAUUAUUUCAAACGAAAUAAAUUUCUUAAUAUAACGCAUAAA